AUGUAUUUCUAUUUAUGUAGGCGUUCAUUACCUUCCAGUUUACAACAUGAAAUCAAUCAAUUUGCUAUCGAUGGAUUUGCAAAAAAAUAUUUUGCAACACAUAAAAGGGGAUUAUUUAGAAGAGCUGUACCGAUAAAAGAAUUAUUAUGUUGGACAAAGGAUUCAAUUAAACAACCCUUAUUAUUAGCAUCGUCAGACAAAGAUGCCUUGAAAUGUUUCAAAAUUUUACAAGUCUUGAUGAAUGAUAGACCAAGACCUCGUCAUUUUAAUUUUAUCGAGUCUUUACAAUCUAUUUUAAGUUGUGGCAUCACAAAAGGGCACUUGCGUGAUGAGAUUUAUGUUCAAAUCUGCAGGCAGUUGAAUAAGAACCCUAAAAUUCAAUAUGUAACUAGAAGACUAAAUCGUAUUUGUACUAAAGGUGCAAGAGGAAAAAUACUUUCAGCAGCAGAAAUAGAAAGAGCCAUGGAAGCUCCUUUUAAACCUUCAGUCUUUGGUGAGUCUUUAGAAUCUAUUAUGGUACUUGAAAGGAAAAAUCAGUCGACACUUAAAAUACCCAAAAUUGUUACCUUCUUAACGCAUGCUGUGCAUCACUUAAAUGGGAAAACGACUGAAGGUAUCUUUCGUGUACCAGGAGAUGCAGAUGCAGUAACUAAAUUGGUAAUACUUAAUCCAAAUGUACCUGCAUCUCUUUUAAAAUAUUGGUUACGUGAUCUUGCAGAUCCUUUAGUUCCCAGUGAAUUUUAUGAUGCAUGUAUUAAGCAUGCUAAUGAUAAAGUAAAGGCGAUUGAAAUAAUUAAUUUGUUACCUGAUAUAAAUCGACGUAUUGCACUUUAUAUGAUUCGCUUUCUUCAAGAUUUUACAGAUCCAACAGCUAUAGAGCAUACAUUAAUGAAUAUAGUCAAUUUAGCUAUGGUAUUUGCUCCAAGUUUUCUAAGAUGUCCUUCUGCAGACUUGAAAACUAUCUUUGAAAAUUCUAAAUACGAACAAGACUUUUUAAAGACCUUGAUCACUUUUUUAACUGUUGAUCCAGAUGACUGUGUUUAUAGCGAUGAAAAAAAUUCAACUACUACAACAAUAAAUCAAAUAUUUGAUAAAAAUCAUGAUUAUUACAGUUUUAAAACUUCUGUUCAUGAAGAUGCCUUAAAUGGAUUUACAAUUGAAUAUAAAAAUUAUUAUAAAAUUGUGACAAAUAAAAUGACUUCCAAGACUUAUUGUUUGGUAGGAUUUAACCAAGAUCGACCUGAAGAAUGCUCAAUAGAAACAACCAUUCAAAUACCUAUAAAAACGUUUAGUAUAGAUUCUGAUUCAUAUCAAGUUGUACCUUUUAUUGAAUUACUGGGACUUCAAAAUAAUGUGACAAAGACUGCAACCGUUAAUAUGACUUCGCCUUGUAUUCAAGAUACACAUAUUAUUUCACCUGAUAUUACUUUUUCAUCUAUUCACUCUGGUGCAAUGUUUAAAGCAUCUUGGAUACUUUAUCUUGGUGCAUUUUUUGAUUUGGAACUCAAGGCAUUUUCUAUUUAUAGCCAAAUCUCAAAUAAUUAUGAAUGUCAUAAACACAACUUGAUAAAUAUGAAAACCUCUUCCCGUAAAGGAGUCUCCUGGACAACCUAUUCACCUUCUAACAAACUUUAUACUGUUCAUAGUGACCUUUAUUAUUUUCAAUUGACUCAAGAUGCAGGUGGCCAUCUGGAGGCUACAAAUGUCGCUCAAGGAGACACUUUUCAAACAGAUAUAACAAUAGAUCAAUUAGCUUUAGUGAAUGCUUUGCAUGGAGCAGAAUAUAUUAUUGAUACUAGUUCUAUAGAGAUCGACUAUUCUACAUGGUUAAAUGGCAAUGCACUUUAUUUUACUAAAAACGAUAGUAUUCAAUCUCGUAUCAGACAAGUCCCUGCCAUUGUCAAUCAUAAAGUUUAUUCUAUGAAUGGGCUUGUCAGUAAGAAUCAUAUUUCAGGUAAUAUGAUAAUAAUAAAAGAAAAGAGAAAAAGGGAUAGAGUCUAA
Molecule: messenger RNA, 2001 nt
Organism: Cokeromyces recurvatus
Lineage: Eukaryota; Fungi; Mucoromycota; Mucoromycetes; Mucorales; Mucoraceae
Exons: 10
Coding region: 1-2001 (666 amino acids)
Biological process (GO): signal transduction
Cellular component (GO): cytoplasm; cytoskeleton
Molecular function (GO): GTPase activator activity
Source: RefSeq, a predicted model, not a curated record